Molecule: messenger RNA, 1152 nt
Organism: Cygnus atratus (black swan)
Lineage: Eukaryota; Metazoa; Chordata; Aves; Anseriformes; Anatidae
Product: probable 2-ketogluconate reductase
Cellular component (GO): cytosol
Molecular function (GO): NAD binding; hydroxypyruvate reductase [NAD(P)H] activity; glyoxylate reductase (NADPH) activity
Source: RefSeq, a predicted model, not a curated record
CCGAUACUCCCCAGUGGCGGCGGCGGCGAGCGGCGGAGGGCAUGGAGGAUCAGAAGCUGCCUUGUGUGCUAAUUGACUGUAUAGGAGAGAAGCACGGAGUAUAUGAAGAACAUGCUGAAUUUCUGAAGGAACAUUUUUGUCUCAUCACCAUGAAAGAAUAUAUUGAAAACAAGAAAAUUCUUGGCAAAAAGAUCAGAGCUAUUUAUAUGUGGUAUCACAAACCAGUUAUUAAUGAAGAAUUACUCCAGAGCCUACCUAACCUAAAGAUAGUUGCAAGCUCUGGAGUGGGAAUAGAUCAUUUGGACCUGAACCUCCUCUCCCGCUAUGGUGUGAAAGUGUCUAACACUCCAUUUAUUGUUUCCACUGACACUGCAGACUUGGGGAUGGCUUUGAUGCUGGCAUCCUCCAGGAGACUUGUGGAAGGCUAUCAAAUGGCAGUUUCCCCUGACACUGAAUAUUUCCCUGCCAACUGGCUGGGGGCUGAGGUUUCUGGAGCUACUCUAGGGAUCAUUGGAAUGGGCACCAUUGGCUACAAAGUGGCUGAGAGAGCCAAAGCCUUUGAAAUGAAAAUUUUGUACCACAACAGGAAACAGAGAAACAAGGAAGAAGAAAAUGCUGUUGGAGCCAUCUACUGUAAGAAGAUAGAUGAUUUGCUCCAGCAGUCGGAUUUUGUGAUGCUAGCUGUGAACCUGACACCUCAGACACACAAAUUGAUUGGGAAGAGGGAACUUCAGCUGAUGAAACCCACAGCUACUCUCAUUAACAUCAGCAGAGGUCUGGUUGUAGAGCAGGAUGAUUUGGUGGAAGCCCUUCAAAACAAAGUUAAGGCAGCUGCUCUGGAUGUGACAUAUCCUGAACCUUUGCCAAGGGAUCACCCGUUGUUAAAAAUGGAGAAUGUUUUAAUAACUCCUCACAUUGGAAGUGCCACCAAAAAGACACGCCACCUUAUGAUGGAAAACAUGACUGAAAGCAUACAAGCAGCUCUUACAAAUCUUCCUAUCCCUCAUGAAGUAUUACUGUAAAGUGGCUUGCAUUUAAUGUUAACAUCAUUAGUGUUUAUCCUAGUGUGAGGAAACAGUAAUUUGAUAACCUUUCAUGUAAUUAGCCCAUAUAUGUUAUACAGAUUAAAUGUACAAGUAUGAUUUUAAUUAG